CACUCGGAAAUCGGUUUCGUUUGAGAAGCGGUUCAUUCGGACGCGGCUCAUUUAAGUAUUCACACUGCACGCGCAGCAAUUUACCAGUUUUUUUUUUCAUGUAGUAGAAUAGAUAUUUAAUGAGCUACUGUUGUUUAUCACACUUUUUAUAUUUGAGUUAAAUGUUACGAUGUGCAAACCCAUCACACAGUAAACGAAACUCCAAUACUGAAGUCUCUCUCACGUUCAUGUGACGUACAAACGCCGGGGAAUCGGUUCUAAUGAACGAGUCGGGCUUCAGUGAAGCAUGAGUUUGAUUCAGCGUACAGGCACACAGCUGAACAUAAACGAUGAUGCAGUAUUCAAGACCCUGAAUUCAAUUUGGAGUUAUUUUUCUACAAAAAGGAAGAAGCAAAUAAUUGUCAGAGGACGUGUUGGUCUUGACUAUAAAAAAAAAAACAACAUCAGCAAACAUUGUUCCCCACUGACGAACAGAGAGACUGAGUGGUACUUCAACACAAGUUAUUUCUGUUGUGUGGACUCCCCCCACCAUUUCCUGUGUAGGCCAACAUCCUUUCGUGUCUCAAGUUUGAGCUACUGUUAACACAGAAUUGCUUUAAAAUGAGAAUAAAGUAUACAAAGUUCUUCCUUGUAGCGUUAGCUAGCAGCCUUUGCCUUGUCAUAUUCUAUUCCAAGCUAAAGGAUAUGACACACUCUCAAAGAGACUUGACUGAAAUGUCAUCAGUGAAAACAGCCACCCCUCAAAAAUCCACCACUGUCAGAAAGAUAUACAAAAGUGUGACACCAAAUAAACUUCCACCACUCACUAUUUCUGAGGACUUCAGAAAGGACAUUCCAAAAAAUGGUGCUUUCUGGAACAGAAAACUUCAUUCUCUUCUCAGGCAUUUCGACAUCGCUGAAAAUCAAACCCACAAGGACCCGCGCAGCAGGUUUCGCUGUCGGCCUGAGAGUUUCGAGUUACUGCAAACAAACAUUCAGGAUGUUCAGUCAUACCCCCUACUCUACAGGGACUUCCUUAAAGGCAUGGAAUGUCGAGAUCCACCAAUUCUUAUCGAUCAGCAUAGCAAGUGUGUGUUGGAGAAGGAAAAGGAUCGAAUUUUCCUUCUCUUUGCAAUUAAAUCCACCCCGAAGCACUUUGAGAGGCGUCAAGCCAUUCGAGAGACCUGGGGAAGAGAAGGGUCAUAUGAUAAUGGGGUGCAGGUGCGAACGGUCUUUCUGUUGGGUCGAUCAUCUGUGGAUGAUCCCAGUCUUGACAAACUGGUUUCGUUGGAGGCUCAGCAGUUUCAAGACCUUCUUGUUUGGGAUUUUCAGGACUCCUUUUUGAACCUGACUCUCAAGGAGCACGUGUUCUUCAAAUGGAUGCUUGAUCGCUGUCCUUCUGUUUCUUUCAUUUUUAAGGGCGAUGAUGAUGUUUUUGCCAACACUCAAUCAAUACUGAAUCAUCUACAGUCUCUAGACCCCACACAGGCCUCAUCUUUGUACACUGGGCAAAUCAUUGCGGAAGCCAGCCCCUUACGAGACCCUAAAAUCAAAUAUUAUGUUCCUCAAUCGUUCUAUGAAGGUCCUUACCCUCCUUAUGCUGGUGGUGGUGGAUUUCUCUUUUCUGGCAACUUAAUCCCAUCUCUUUACCAUGUUUCCUUCUACAUACCCUUCUUCCCUAUUGAUGAUGUCUACACAGGGAUGUGCUUCAAAGCACUUGGAAUCAGUUCAGCGAUACACAGUGGUUUCAAGACAUUUGACAUUCGGGAACAGGAUCGGGAGAAUGCAUGUGUACACCAAGACUUGCUCCUGGUGCACAAACGCAACCCUCAGCAGACCAUGAGACUGUGGAGGAAUAUGCACAGCUCCAUGCUAACCUGCUGAGAAGUCACUGGUAGACUGCCGUGGUCAACUUUAAACAGGUUGUUGUGUUCAGAUGUUGUGCUUUAUGUAAAUUCUGAAACCAAUUUUUAAGACCUGUUGGCAAGUAUAAGCUGGUAAAAGCCUGUUUCUGGGUCAAAAAUGGAGUCUAGUCCUUAAAUAUCUCUAUGUAAUUCUAGUCCAGGUUUUGGAAUUUGAGGAUUUUGUGAGGUCUAUGGAUGGUCUUUUUUUUUUUUUUUUUUUUUUUUUUCCUUUGGUGUGUUUUCUGAUGGGUUGAGGUGACUUUGCUAUAUUAUAUUUAAAGAUUGUACAUGAGAGAAAAUAAAAGAAAAACUGUGAUCUAAUGCAAUUUUACCAGCAUGGUGUCCACCACUAAUGUUUCUACUUUAGUUCAACUGUACAUCUUGACCUUUUACAGGUUAACUUAAACAGCCUGUUAUCAUAAAAAUGACUGGUGACAUUUUUGCGAAAUAUUACGUGGUUCCUUACACGUAUCGUGGCAGUUUUGAGGUGAAAUGUUAAUUUUUCUCUCAAACAGAUGGUGUUUACAGUUAGUGCUCUAUCGAUGUUUUAAAUCAACGAAACCUACCUCCCUACCCUAAACCUUCAACCUAAACCUAACCGAUAGUCUCAUAAAAGCAGACGUGACAUAAAAAAUGCAAUUGCUGAAGGAAACCUGUAAUUUUGCGGUGCUACUAUGAGACUUUUGACUUGCGUGUUGACUAGCGUGCUCUUCAGGACUCGUGAACAGGAUCCGAUACUUUGCAUCGUAAGUGCACUGCUCUAUCAGUUAAACUAUGAAAUGCGCUAUAGUAAAAGUGUUAAGAUGUCAUAAUGUAGCACUGUGUGAGGAACGGCGAAAAUUAUGUGUUUUUGAACCAAUAGCAUACUGUGUGCUCGUGAUUUUUAAAAAACGGGAAGUAACGGGAUUCUAUACUUAAAUGAUUUACUUCAAAAUGAAAAUUGUAUUUAUUUACUCACCCAAACCCAAUGUUCCAAACCUAUAUGAAAAUUCUGUGGAUCUUUUUGUUAAAUCUUAAUGUAUGAACAAAUUCUCUCUUUCAUACAGUGACAACUUCUGUACAACAUAGUAACACCAUAAAAGUACCAUAUACGUAGUCCAUAUGACUUGUGUGUUGUAUUCAAAGUCUUUUGAAACCAUACGAUAGCCUUGUAUGACGAACAGGCCAAAAUCGAGUAAUUAUGUAAGGGAUAACAUACAGUCAGCUGAUCGUUAUCACAAAUUAAGAUUUUGUAUCACCCUGAAGGGGUUUAUUUUGCGAUUUAAUGCCCAGCUGACUGUACAUUAUCUCACUUAUUACACAGCUACCUACUAAAUAAAUAUAUGGACAUGAAAUAUUGAUUUGCAUUAAAUUAUGUUAUAUGAGAAGAAAGAAAUUGCUGAGGAUCUAGAAACAGCUGAAUUCCACCUCCAGUUUACCUCAGUUCUAUUGGUAUUUAUUUUGCGAAAAUUAUUGUCUGACUGCUCAUUAUCCCACUUAUUACAACACUACUUGCCAAAUAAAUAAAUGGACAUUAAUUGAUUUGAGGAAUUAUUUAAAAAAAUUACUUGUAGAGAUCACAAUGAUACAAGAUGUAGGAAAGAUGACUCGCAAAUCCUGAUGAACAGUCUGAUGUGUUUUUAAUCCCCUGAUGUGUGGUUGUUGUUAAAAUAAUAUUCCAGGUUCAAUACACAAGUCUAAAUUUAUUUGUGGUAAUCAAGAUUAUGCCACAAAUGCUGUCGACUAAGCUUAAAGCUAGGGCGUGCAAUCUUUUCCAGAAACAUUUUUUUGUUAUACUAGUUGAAAGUCUCUUCACAUCCUGAUAGCAAUCAAUAAUUUAAGUGG
Molecule: messenger RNA, 3707 nt
Organism: Myxocyprinus asiaticus (Chinese sucker)
Lineage: Eukaryota; Metazoa; Chordata; Actinopteri; Cypriniformes; Catostomidae
Product: N-acetyllactosaminide beta-1,3-N-acetylglucosaminyltransferase 2-like
Exons: 2
Coding region: 601-1863 (420 amino acids)
Cellular component (GO): membrane
Molecular function (GO): protein N-acetylglucosaminyltransferase activity
Source: RefSeq, a predicted model, not a curated record